Molecule: messenger RNA, 451 nt
Organism: Symbiodinium pilosum
Lineage: Eukaryota; Dinophyceae; Suessiales; Symbiodiniaceae
Source: the annotation of a GenBank genome assembly
AUGGAGGACGCGCAGGAAGCUCCUGCGGUGGUAGGAUGUUUGGGCAGCAUGCAGCGGAAGUUUCAGCAUUAUGUGGACAAGACCACUGUAUGGACCAAGACAAGGUGGCUGGCACUUGUCGUGUGCCUGCUCCUUUAUGUCGCCAGGGUCUACUUGAUCCAGGGCUUCUACAUCGUGUCCUACGGCCUGGGGAUCUACUUGCUGAACCUGCUGAUCGGGUUCCUAUCACCUGCGGUUGAUCCCGAAGUGGAGGAGGUCCUGCCCACGAAAGAAGCAGCCGAGUUUCGUCCCUUCACGCGCAAGCUCCCAGAGUUCAAGUUCUGGUUUGGAGCCAUUCGCGCGGUCGUAGUGGCAACGACCUUGACCUUCUUCACAUUCUUCGACCUUCCGGUCUUUUGGCCCAUUCUACUUGCGUACUUCAUUGUGCUGGUCGUUCUGACCAUGAAAGAUC